AGUAAACGAAAAGCUACAUCUGUACGAGGAAAUACAAGAUAGCUAGAAGGGUAUUAACUACAUCUUAAUAAUGAAAGCUGUUAUACUUGCAGCAGGAUAUGGUACAAGACUACAGAGAGAUAUCGAUAAUGAUACAACUGGAGAAUUUAAGCAUUUGCAAGGCGUUGCUAAGCCUUUGUUGCCCAUUGGCCGCUGCCCCCUAAUUUCUCACUGGGUCCGGACGCUGACUGAGAAUGAAUGUAUCGAUACAGUUUUUGUGGUUACCAAUGCGCGUUACCACGAAGCCUUCCAGAAAUGGGCUCAGGAGGUCCCUAAUGUUCGAGUCCUUAACGAUGGAACAAGAAACAAUGAGGAGCGGCUUGGUGCAGUUGCUUGCCUUCACCUGACAGUCAAGCACUUCGCAGUGAAUGACGAUAUCAUUGUGAUUGGAGGUGACACAUUGUUUAAAGAAGAUUUCAGCCUCAGAGCAUUUAUAGAGCGCUUCACUGAGGUCCAGAGGAAGGAUAAAGACAGUAGCCUGGUGCUCUCAUAUCAGUGCAAGGAUAAUGAAAUGUCAAAGUACGGCAUACUAGAGACGGAUUCAGACCUGAGAGUGCAGAGUAUGAAGGAGAAGCCUCUUCCUGCUGAAACGGACUCACGCAGUGCUUGUCCCUGUUUUUAUUUGUUUUCAAGAACAACCCUUCCCCUCUUGGAAACUUUCCUAAAAGAGAAAGAGACGGGACCAAUCGAACACAGGGAUGCACCAGGGAACUUCCUAUCAUGGCUUAUAUUAAGGAGAUCAGUUUAUGUCUAUAGGAUAUCAGGACGCUUUGAUGUAGGAAACCUCCUGUCUUACAAAGAAUGUGACAAUUACUUCAAAGAACAACUUAAAGAUCCUGAGGUUUAUUUAAUGUAGCAUUCAUUUGGCUCAAAACAAAGCUGGAUAGCAGUGUGCUGUUUGUAAGCCAAGUACUGCAUGGAGACAAAAGCACUAAAAUAUGAAUCGGAGCAGAGACUCCCAAACUACUGAAGAGAAACAGCACUGGAGAAUGGCAUUUUUAGAACACAUACAAAUAAAGAAUGAAUUUAAGUGUCCA
Electrophorus electricus (electric eel) is the source of this 1076-nucleotide messenger RNA. Its product is annotated as glucose-1-phosphate adenylyltransferase. The record is from RefSeq and is a predicted model, not a curated record. Gene Ontology annotation, biological process: biosynthetic process. NCBI's taxonomy places the organism in Eukaryota, Metazoa, Chordata, Actinopteri, Gymnotiformes, Gymnotidae.